Syngnathus acus (greater pipefish) is the source of this 7808-nucleotide messenger RNA. RefSeq names its product protein NLRC5-like. Gene Ontology annotation, molecular function: protein binding. Bases 41 to 7759 code for a protein of 2572 amino acids. NCBI's taxonomy places the organism in Eukaryota, Metazoa, Chordata, Actinopteri, Syngnathiformes, Syngnathidae. Gene Ontology annotation, cellular component: cytoplasm. The transcript has 36 exons. The record is from RefSeq and is a predicted model, not a curated record.
AUCAAGGUUCGCCUUUUGCUUUCAGUUUCACGGGGGAAAGAUGGCUCAGGAUGCCGAGAGCAAGGAGCUGCUGUUGAAAACGCUGGAAGACCUGGGGCAGGAGGACUUCAAGAAGUUCAAGUUUUAUAUGCGUCUGCCUAAGAGCAAAAAAGCAAACGCAGACCGGCCUGACAUCGCCGAAGAGCUGGUGAACAGGUACAGCAAGAAGGCUGUAGCGGAGACCAGCAAGAUUUUGAAGAAGAUCGGCAACUAUGAACUGGCCAAGAAGCUGCAAAUCAAAGGUGUCACCCGUGCGCCCUCAGAUAGCAUCUCCUUAGAGGUCCAGAUGGGCGAAUUCAAGCGGGAGCUGCAAGAGAACCUGCGGGCCAUGUACUGCAAGGCUCCCGAGGGCAACACGGAGCGCAGCCAGCAGGAGGCUCUGGAGAGCGUCUACACCAAGCUCCACAUUAGCCGCGGCGUCGCCGGUCUUCCCGACAAGCAGCACGAGGUCCUUCAGAUGGAGAUGCGCGGCCAAGACGAGGAGGAGGAGUCCAUCGAGCCGUGCGACAUCUUCAAAAGCGAGAAGCCCCUUCGCACCAUGGUCACCGUGGGCUUCGCGGGCAUCGGGAAGACCUUCCUGGUGCGCAAGUUUGUCCUGGACUGGGCCAACGGGACAACCAACACAGACGUGGACUUCAUCUUUCCCUUGCCCUUCCGCGAGUUGAACUUGGAGGAGGAGGAACGCUUUUCGCUGGCAGAGCUCAUCCAGCACUUCAUGUGCGACAGCAAGGCGGCCAUCGAGAGGCUGCAGCACAUCUUGGUCAGGAUGCAAGAUUUGGGCAAGCGCACCUACCAAAGCAGCAACGUCAAGAUUUUGUUUGUACUGGACGGCUUGGACGAGUGCCGCCUCAAACUGGACCUGAGCGACGAGCGCAAGGAGCGCCUGGAUGUGACCCAAGCCUACCCCGUGGAGGUGCUCCUGGCGCAUCUCAUCAAGGGGAACCUGCUUCCCUGCGCCCGGCUUUGGAUCACCACGCGGCCCCAGGCGGCCCGCGACAUCCCGCCGCGCCUGGUGGACGGCAGAACCGAGGUGAAAGGCUUCAGCCGCUCCCAGAGGCUGGACUACUUCAGGAAGAGGUUCCCCAAUGACGAGGAGGACGUCAUCGAGCACAUCCAAAAGUCCCGCAGCAUUUUCAUCAUGUGCCACAUGCCCAUCUUCUGCUGGCUCACCGCCACCGUUCUCCGAGAUUAUCGGCAGCACGGAAAGAAGCUGCCCGAAACCCUGACCGAGAUGUACACAGAGUUCCUCCUCUAUCACCUGGGCAGGUCCGAGGAGCGAGGCGGCCAGAAGAGAACGGAGUACGUCAAAGCGCUGGCCAAGAUGGCUUUUCGGCAUCUCAUGAAAAAGCAACAGAUCUUCUACGAGAGCGACUUGCGGGAAAGCGGCUUGGAUGCCUCGCAGGUCGCAAAACACUCGGGAGUCUUCACCGAGGUCUUCGAGGAGGUACCCCCGCUCAAGAAAUACCAACGCGGCAAGAUGUUUCAGUUCAUCCACCUGAGCAUCCAGGAAUAUCUGGCCGCUCUCUACGUGAUGAUGAGCCUGUUCCAGGACAACAAGAACGUGCUGGGAGAGCUCCCGAUGCAUUCCGAGCAGACGUCGCUCGUCCGGGUCCACGAGGCGGCCAUCCGCAAAGCCUCAGAAAGUGAGGGAAACCUGGACUUGUUCCUCCGCUUCUUGGUGGGCCUUUCCUUGCAGUGCAACCAGAAGCUCAUGGGCGAGCUGCUGAAGGCUCCCGAGAACUUCAGCCACAGCAACGCAGAAACAGUCCGCUUGAUCGAGCAACAGAUAGAUAAAAACUCUCCUGAGGAGAACAUCAACUUGUUCUACUGCCUGAAAGAGCUGAAGGACGAGUCCCUGCUGAAGCAGAUCGAAAUGUUCCUCGAAGAAUUGCGGUUCCACGGUGAGAACGUACCUCUGGCCAUGUGGUCAGCCCUGCUCUUCUUCUUGCGGGCUUCUGACAAAGCCAUGAGCUGCUUCGAACUCCGGCGAUACGCUCCGUCCGAGAAGGGGCUCCUGAUGCUGCUGCCGGUGGUCAAGGCUUCUCGAAAAUCAGUGCUCCGGAACUGCAACCUGAGCGAGAAAAGCUGCGAGGCGCUGGCCUCCGUUCUAAGCUCGCCCGGCAGCCUGAGGGAGCUGGAUCUCAGCCACAACGAUUUGUACGACGACGGGCUGGAGGCGCUCGCCGCCGGACUGGCAAAGCCGCAGUGCACCUUGCAAGUCCUCAAGCUCUGGGACUGCAACCUGAGCAAGAAAAGCUGCGAGGCGCUGCCCUCCGUUCUAAGCUCGCCCUGCAGCCUGGAUCUCAGCUGGAACGACUUGGGUGACGACGGGCUGGAGGCGCUCGCCGCCGGACUGGCAAAGCCGCAGUGCACCUUGGAAGUCCUCAAGCUCUGGGACUGCAACCUGAGCAAGAAAAGCUGCGAGGCGCUGGCCUCCGUUCUAAGCUCGUCCCGCACCCUGAGCUAUCUGGAUCUCAGCUGGAACGACUUGGGUGACGACGGGCUGGAGGCCCUCGCCGCCGGACUGGCAAAGCCGCAGUGCACCUUGGAAGUCCUCGCGCUCUGGAAGUGCAAGCUGAGCAAGAAAAGCUGCGAGGCGCUGGCCUCCGUUCUAAGCUCGCCCGGCAGCCUGAGGGAGCUGGGGCUCUGCGACAACGACUUGGGUGACGACGGGCUGGAGGCGCUCGCCGCCGGACUGGCAAAGCCGCAGUGCACCUUGGAAGUUCUCACGCUCUGGAAGUGCAAGCUGAGCAAGAAAAGCUGCGAGGCGCUGGCCUCCGUUCUAAGCUCGCCCGGCAGCCUGAGGGAGCUGGGGCUCUGCGACAACGACUUGGGUGACGAUGGGCUGGAGGCGCUCGCCGCCGGACUGGCAAAGCCGCAGUGCACCUUGCAAGUCCUCAGGCUCGGGAGCUGCAAGCUGAGCAAGAAAAGCUGCGAGGCGCUGGCCUCCGUUCUAAGCUCGCCCGGCAGCCUGAGGGAGCUGGGGCUCGGCGACAACGACUUGGGUGACGACGGGCUGGAGGCGCUCGCCGCUGGACUGGCAAAGCCGCAGUGCACCUUGGAAGUCCUCGCGCUCAAGAAAUGCAACCUGAGCAAGAAAAGCUGCGAGGCGCUGGCCUCCGUUCUAAGCUCGCCUGGCAGCCUGAGGGAGCUGGAUCUCGGCGACAACGACUUGGGUGACGACGGGCUGGAGGCGCUCGCCACCGGACUGGCAAAGCCGCAGUGCACCUUGCAAGUUCUCAGGCUCGAGAAAUGCAACCUGAGCAAGAAAAGCUGGGAGGCGCUGGCCUCCAUUCUAAGCUCGCCCUGCAGCCUAAGGGAGCUGGAUCUCACCGACAACGACUUGCGUGACAACAGGCUGGAGGCACUCGCCGCCGGACUGGCAAAGCCGCAGUGCACCUUGGAAGUUCUCACGCUCAAAAGCUGCGAGCUGAGCAAGAAAAGCUGCGAGGCGCUGGCCUCCGUUCUAAGCUCACCCUGCAGCCUGAGGGAGCUGGAGCUCAGCUGGAACGACUUGGGUGACGACGGGCUGGAGGCCCUCGCCGCCGGACUGGCAAAGCCGCAGUGCACCUUGCAAGUCCUCACGCUCCGGGACUGCAACCUGAGCAAGAAAAGCUGCGAGGCGCUGGCCUCCGUUCUAAGCUCGCCCGGCAGCCUGAGGGAGCUGGAUCUCAGCCACAACGAUUUGUACGACGACGGGCUGGAGGCGCUCGCCGCCGGACUGGCAAAGCCGCAGUGCACCUUGCAAGUCCUCAAGCUCUGGGACUGCAAGCUGAGCAAGAAAAGCUGCGAGGCGCUGGCCUCCGUUCUAAGCUCGCCCUGCAGCCUGAGGAAGCUGGAGCUCUGCAACAACGACUUGGGUGACGACGGGCUGGAGGCGCUCGCCGCCGGACUGGCAAAGCCGGAGUGCGCCUUGCAAGUCCUCUGGCUCCAGUUGUGCAAGCUGAGCAAGAAAAGCUGCGAGGCGCUGGCCUCCGUUCUAAGCUCGCCCGGCAGCCUGAGGGAGCUGGAUCUCAGCUGCAACGAUUUGUACGACGACGGGCUGGAGGCGCUCGCCGCCGGACUGGCAAAGCCGCAGUGCACCUUGCAAGUCCUCGGGCUCGUCAACUGCAACCUGAGCAAGAAAAGCUGCGAGGCGCUGGCCUCCGUUCUAAGCUCGCCCUGCAGCCUGAGGGAGCUGAAUCUCAGCGGUAACGAUUUGUACGACGACGGGCUGGAGGCGCUCGCCGCCGGACUGGCAAAGCCGCAGUGCACCUUGCAAGUCCUCGGGCUCAGGGACUGCCAACUGAGCAAGAAAAGCUGCGAGGCGCUGGCCUCCGUUCUAAGCUCGCCCGGCAGCCUGAGGGAGCUGGGGCUCGGCGACAACGACUUGGGUGACGACGGGCUGGAGCCGCUCGCCGCCGGACUGGCAAAGCCGGAGUGCACCUUGCAAGUCCUCGGGCUCAGUGGCUGCAAGCUGAGCAAGAAAAGCUGCGAGGCGCUGGCCUCCGUUCUAAGCUCGCCCGGCAGCCUGAGGGAGCUGGAUCUCAGCCACAACGAUUUGUACGACGACGGGCUGGAGGCGCUCGCCGCCGGACUGGCAAAGCCGCAGUGCACCUUGCAAGUCCUCGGGCUCGAGCAAUGCGAGCUGAGCAAGAAAAGCUGCGAGGCGCUGGCCUCCGUUCUAAGCUCGCCCUGCAGCCUGAGGGAGCUGGAGCUCAGCUGCAACGACUUGGGUGACGACGGGCUGGAGGCCCUCGCCGCCGGACUGGCAAAGCCGCAGUGCACCUUGGAAGUCCUCGGGCUCAAUUGCUGCGAGCUGAGCAAGAAAAGCUGCGAGGCGCUGGCCUUUGUUCUAAGCUCGCCCUGCAGCCUGAGGGAGCUGGAGCUCAGCUGCAACGACUUGGGUGACGACGGGCUGGAGGCCCUCGCCGCCGGACUGGCAAAGCCGCAGUGCACCUUGCAAGUCCUCGAGCUCGAGCAAUGCGAGCUGAGCAAGAAAAGCUGCGAGGCGCUGGCCUCUGUUCUAAGCUCGCCCUGCAGCCUGAGGAAGCUGGACCUAGGCUGGAACGACUUGGGUAACGACGGGCUGGAGGCGCUCGCCGCCGGACUGGCAAAGCCGCAGUGCACCUUGCAAGUCCUCGCGCUCGAGAAAUGCAACCUGAGCAAGAAAAGCUGCGAGGCGCUGGCCUCCGUUCUAAGCUCGCCCUGCAGCCUGAGGGAGCUGGAUCUCGGCGAGAACGACUUGCGUGACGACGGGCUGGAGGCGCUCGCCGCCGGACUGGCAAAGCCGCAGUGCACCUUGCAAGUUCUCAGGCUCCGGCACUGCGAGCUGAGCAAGAAAAGCUGCGAGGCGCUGGCCUCCGUUCUAAGCUCGCCCGGCAGCCUGAAGGAGCUGAAGCUCGGCGACAACGACUUGGGUGACGACGGGCUGGAGGCGCUCGCCGCCGGACUGGCAAAGCCGCAGUGCACCUUGCAAGUCCUCAAGCUCAAGAGCUGCAACCUGAGCAAGAAAAGCUGCGAGGCGCUGGCCUCCGUUCUAAGCUCGCCCUGCAGCCUGAGGAGGCUGGAUCUCAGCAACAACGACUUGGGUGACAACAGGCUGGAGGCGCUCGCCGCCGGACUGGCAAAGCCGCAGUGCACCUUGCAAGUCCUCGCGCUCCAGUUGUGCAGGCUGAGCAAGAAAAGCUGCGAGGCGCUGGCCUCCGUUCUAAGCUCGCCCGGCAGCCUGAGGGAGCUGGAUCUCAGCGCCAACGACUUGCGUGACGACGGGCUGGAGGCGCUCGCCGCCGGACUGGCAAAGCCGCAGUGCACCUUGCAAGUCCUCGCGCUCCAGGGGUGCAAACUGAGCAAGAAAAGCUGCGAGGCGCUGGCCUCCGUUCUAAGCUCGCCCUGCAGCCUGAGGGAGCUGGAUCUCAGCUGCAACGACUUGUACGACGACGGGCUGGAGGCACUCGUCGCCGGACUGGCAAAGCCGCAGUGCACCUUGCAAGUCCUCGGGCUCAUCAACUGCAAGCUGAGCAAGAAAGGCUGCAAGGCGCUGGCCUCCGUUCUAAGCUCGCCCUGCAGCCUGAGGAGGCUGGAUCUCAGCUACAACGACUUGUGUGACGACGGGCUGGAGGCGCUCGCCGCCGGACUGGCAAAGCCGCAGUGCACCUUGCAAGUCCUCAGGCUCCGGCACUGCGAGCUGAGCGAGAAAAGCUGCGAGGCGCUGGCCUCCGUUCUAAGCUCGCCCUGCAGCCUGAGAGAGCUGGAUCUCGGCCACAACGACUUGUGUGACGACGGGCUGGAGGCGCUCGCCGCCGGACUGGCAAAGCCGCAGUGCACCUUGCAAGUCCUCGCGCUCCAGUGGUGCAAUUUGAGCAAGAAAAGCUGCGAAGCGCUGGCCUCCGUUCUUAGCUCGCCCUGCAGCCUGAGGGAGCUGGAUCUCAGCUGCAACGACUUGUACGACGACGGGCUGGAGGCACUCGUCGCCGGACUGGCAAAGCCGCAGUGCACCUUGCAAGUUCUCAGGCUCCAGUGGUGCAAUUUGAGCAAGAAAAGCUGCGAAGCGCUGGCCUCCGUUCUAAGCUCGCCCUGCAGCCUGAGGGAGCUGGAUCUCGGCGACAACGACUUGCGUGACGACGGGCUGGAGGCGCUCGCCGCCGGACUGGCAAAGCCGCAGUGCAUCUUGCAAGUCCUCGGGCUCAGUGGCUGCAAGCUGAGCAAGAAAAGCUGCGAGGCGCUGGCCUCCGUUCUAAGCUCGCCCUGCAGCCUGAGGGAGCUGGAUCUCAGCCGCAACGACUUGUGUGACGAGGGGCUGGAGGCGCUCGCCGCCGGACUGGCAAAGCCGCAGUGCACCUUGCAAGUCCUCAAGCUCGAGAAAUGCAACCUGAGCAAGAAAAGCUGCGAGGCGCUGGCCUCCGUUCUAAGCUCGCCCGGAAGCCUGAGGGAGCUGGAUCUCAGGUGGAAUGACUUGUACGACGACGGGCUGGAGGCGCUCGCCGCCGGACUGGCAAAGCCGCAGUGCACCUUGCAAGUCCUCAAGCUCCAGUUGUGCAGGCUGAGCAAGAAAAGCUGCAAGGCGUUGGGCUUCGUUCUAAGCUCGCCCGGCAGCCUGAGGGAGCUGGAUCUGGGCCUCAACAACUUGUACGGCGACGGGCUGGAGGCGCUUGCCGCCGGACUGGCGAAGUCGCAGUGCACCUUGGAAGUCCUCAGGCUCAAGUGCUGCAACCUGAGCAAGAAAAGCUGCGAGGCGCUGGCCUCCGUUCUAAGCUCGCCCGGCAGCCUGAGGGCGCUGGAUCUCAGCCUCAACAACUUGCGUGACGACGGGCUGGAGGCCCUCGCCGCUGGACUGGCAAAGCCGCAGUGCACCUUGCGAAGCCUCGGGCUCAUCAACUGCAAGCUGAGCAAGAAAGGCUGCAAGGCGCUGGCCUCCGUUCUAAGCUCGCCCUGCAGCCUGAGGAGGCUGGAUCUCAGCUACAACGACUUGUGUGACGACGGGCUGGAGGCGCUCGCCGCCGGACUGGCAAAGCCGCAGUGCACCUUGCAAGUCCUCAGCCGGCCGCCCUCUUGUCUUCUCAGGCUCCGGUACUGCAACCUGAAGAAGAAAAGCUGCGAGGCGCUGGCCAAGGCUCUCCGGUCCAACCCCUCCCACCUCCAAGAGCUGAAGCUGCGGGGCAAUGACAUCAAAGAGGAAGAAAGGCAGGUCUUGGCGGAGGUCCAAAAGGAUCCUCGCUGCAGUGUGAAGCUCGAGUGGUAGGUUCCAAACAUCUUCCAUGGCGCUCGCUCGUCUGAAUGGACCGGCGACA